AUGGCCACCCUCAAACCACCAACCGGCCGACCAUCAACGACCGGACCUCCAAAAGCACCCCUCAAAGCCGACGCCACGGCCACAAUCGCCGACACCGCAGUCUUCCAGGGCACAUACCCCGUAACCAUCGGCGCGGGCACCAUCAUCCACCCACGCGCGCACUUCUACGCCUACGAAGGCCCCAUAGUCAUCGGCGAUGGCUGCAUAAUCAGUGAAAAGGCCGUGAUCGGCGCACAGCCGACAAAAUCCACCGGGUCCAAAGAGAUCGCAACGCGUCUCUCCUACUUCGUUACCGUCGGCCCGUCAUCUACCAUCCACCCCGGCGCGCACAUCCACUCGUCUGCGACGAUCGAGGCUCUCGCGACGAUACAUCGAUAUGCGGAUAUCGGGUCACACUCUAAGAUCUGUUCUGGGUGUGAAGUCUCCGCUAAUGGGAAGGUGGAUGAGUGGGUUGUUGUUUGGGGGUCUGGGCUUGGACAACGCAGGAAGAGGGCUCGAGAGGCUAAGGAGCCUGGGCCUGCUGUUGUUGUUGCGGCGCAGGUUGCUCAGGUGCCUGUGCCUGGACCUGCGCCCGAGGGGAAGGUCAUUGAGGAUGCAAGGUUGAUGGUUUUGCAGAAGGAGAGGGAGGUUUUAGCGAGGAUGAUUGUGCCUGCAGGGCCGAAGAAGAAAUGA
Messenger RNA from Penicillium cinerascens, 672 nucleotides. RefSeq names its product transferase hexapeptide domain protein. The record is from RefSeq and is a predicted model, not a curated record. NCBI's taxonomy places the organism in Eukaryota, Fungi, Ascomycota, Eurotiomycetes, Eurotiales, Aspergillaceae. Gene Ontology annotation, biological process: mitotic spindle organization. The transcript has a single exon. Gene Ontology annotation, cellular component: dynactin complex. Gene Ontology annotation, molecular function: dynein complex binding. The coding region runs from base 1 to 672 and encodes 223 amino acids.